Messenger RNA from Blepharisma stoltei, 723 nucleotides. The record is from the annotation of a GenBank genome assembly. Lineage: Eukaryota; Ciliophora; Heterotrichea; Heterotrichida; Blepharismidae.
AUGGCCAUUGUGAAGCUAGCUGUGCCGUCGAUUCUUUCAUUUAUCCUUCAGUUUCUGGUCGAAAUUAUCAAUAUGUUUUUUAUUGGCAAUAUUGAUAUUGAACGUCUUGAUGGAAUCGACCUUGACAGUAUGUGGGGAAACUUUAUUGGAGUCGCUGUGGGUUGGGGUCUAGCAGGAGGCCUUGAGACCUUAUGCUCCCAAGCGAACGGUAACAAGCAAUAUGAAAUGGUCGGCAUAUGGCUGCAAAGAGGAGUAGUUGUGCUGACAGUUGCUUUUAUUCCAAUUACAAAUGCAAUCCUCUAUAUAACUGAAGUUCUUAUGCUAAUGGGAGUUGAAGAAAAAAUUGCUGAAUACAGCUAUAAUUAUUUAUCCUGUGUUUUACCAGGGCUUUGGUUCUUCUUAUGCUUUGAUUUCUUCCGAAGAUAUUUGAAAGCUCAAGAGUACUUUUGGCCCUGCCUGGCCGUAAAUGGAACCACAACAACCUUGCAUGUAUUUUGGUGCUGGCUGUUUAUUAUAGAAUGUGACUGGCUAGAAAAAAGUGCAGGAAUUGCGACAUCAGUGACUUACAUUUCAAACUUUGCAGUUAUGUCGCAUUGAUUAAAUAUUUUAAACUUGAAAAAAAAAAUGCAAAUCCUGCAACUUCCAAAACUUCUGGCAUGACAUCAGAAAAUUCUUAAGAUAUGCAUUGCCUUCAGCAGUAAUGCUCCUCCUUGAUCAGCUUAA